Messenger RNA from Gamsiella multidivaricata, 1818 nucleotides. RefSeq lists its product as uncharacterized. Gene Ontology annotation, cellular component: RNA polymerase II transcription regulator complex. The coding region runs from base 1 to 1818 and encodes 605 amino acids. Gene Ontology annotation, molecular function: DNA-binding transcription activator activity, RNA polymerase II-specific; transcription cis-regulatory region binding. The transcript has 4 exons. NCBI's taxonomy places the organism in Eukaryota, Fungi, Mortierellomycota, Mortierellomycetes, Mortierellales, Mortierellaceae. The record is from RefSeq and is a predicted model, not a curated record.
AUGUCGCUGCAACAGCAACAGCCUUUGAGUGCGUACCCAGUCAACCUGACCGAUAGCGACUGGGCAAAGAUGCUGCAAGACAACAAAGAUGCCCAGGACCUGUUAUCAAACGCCAUCGCCCAUCAUCAGGAGCACUAUCGUGUUGAUGAGGACCAAACCAAGCGCUUCAGCAACCAACUCCACCACAAGUCAGACCACUAUGGUGACUCUAAAGGUUCCAAUGGCGAGGGUCUCCAUUAUUCGGAGGGCGAUAAUAGCUCUGAUGAGGCGAACAUGCAAGCGGAUGGGAAACCUGCGCCCAAGAAGGCUGGACGCAAGCCGCUUACAACGGAACCCACCAACAAGCGAAAGGCGCAAAACCGUGCAGCUCAGAGAGCGUUCCGUGAGAGAAAGGAGAGAUAUGUGAAGUCUCUCGAGGAUAGGAUCAAGGAAUUAGAGGAGAUGGAGCCGAAAUCUGAUUCAAAGCUGGCGGAGGAAAACAUGAACCUGAAGGUACUGGUCCAGAAACUCGAGACGGAGAACUACUUUCUCAAGGAGCAAUCGUUCACGUUCGAUUUCCCGAUCAGCCAGCCUGGACUCUACAAUCUCGCGAAAUCCCAAGGAGAUACUGCUGCCGCCACAACACAAAUGGCAACAACACAAAUACAGAGUCUUCCUAGGAACCAGGAAACUGGCCAGCAGCAGCGGCUUUCGCCGUCGUCUGUCGCCGUGAGUAACCUUGGCCUUAUUCAGAAGCCAUCGUCGUCAGUGGUUUCUGGUAGAUCCAAGCUGGUGGGCAGUGAUCGUCUGCCUUGGACACCACCAUCCUCGGGUGGGGACAGUGUACCGAACUCGCCAUUAGAUCAUGACCUGCCGACGCCAGAGCAGGAUUCGAUUUCACAGGUCUCGUACUCGGAUUCUGCAGGGAUUGUACCCAGAUAUAGGAACGGCACGCCAGAGAACAUGGCGCUCUUUUCGUCACUACUGGAUAGAGUGGGCAAUACUUACAAUAACAACAAUAACAACAACAGCAUUCUGAACCAUAGCAACAUUCACAAUAACAGCAAUAUCUCCAGCAACAGCAACAGCAUUAACAGCACGACCAAUAUCAAUAACAUCAGUAGCAUCCGCAGUCCAGCGUCAACGAUUAGCGGCCAUAGUCCAGGCAGCAAUGCUGUGUUUGGAGCGACAAACAACCUGAGUUUGACGAGCAGUCCACUCGGAAACAAGAUGCAUCAUUCAAACCUGGAUAGCCCAGCAAGUACGUUGGCGUUGUUCUCGGACAAUAGCCCGUCACCGACUUUGGAGGAUAUUGUGAACACACCUCUGUUUGAGACGGACAAGGAUGGCCAUGUACACUUUACGCCCCCGGCAGCCCCGAUGUCGAUGCCAUCGUUGACCUAUGAGCAGACGCAGGCACUGUUUACGGAUUUCCGUGACCCUUCGGAUCCGAGAGACUUUUUCACAGGGUUCGAUGAUCCGGUGGAGACGUUGUUCAGCGAUCAGCUGUUGGAUUACACAGAAACGUUCGCGGGCACGGGCGCGUCGGCGACGACAUCGAUGGGAACGGCGACGGUACCAAUAGUGGCCAAGGAGGAUCCGCAGCUACCGGAUGAUGAGGACUGUAAGAAGCACACGCUGCCACCGCUGACGGAGGGCGAGAAGGCGAUUCCUUGUCCGCAGGCAUGGGAAUAUAUUGCGAAGCACCCGAACUUUGAUGAUGCGGAUAUUGAUGAGCUGUGCGCCGAAUUGAAGAAAAAGGCCAAGUGCUCGGGACAUGGCCCCGUCAUUCCGCUAUCGGAUGUGGAGCAGGUGAUGAACAAGCUGAACCAAGAGUAG